CCCAGCUCAUUUUUCUCCCCCUCGUUUGCAUUGCUUCAUUUGUUCAUCACCCGUUCGUCGCAUGUUCACCAUUUAUGCGUAGUAAUAUAUAUAUAUGUAUAUAUAUUUUUUUUUUUUUUUUUUUUCAUUAUAAGAAACCCCCAAAGGGGAAAUGCGCUUCGUAACAAAACAAUACCGCUCAGCAUGAGCGUAUGAUGGCAUGCAUUUCGCCUUUUUCGUGGGAAGUUUGAAACAUAUUAGAAGAAAAAACUCAGUUCAGAUUAUCAUCCCCCAUUCAGCUUUACAUGGUGACAAUGCGGGGGCGAUGAAAACGCUACUGUGAUUUUGCAGUGCCAGAGCAAGCGAUAACGCAAACGCGAAGGCCAGCGCAAGCGCCGAUGCGAAAGUCAACGCAAGAGCCCAUGCGGAAGUCGACGCAAGAGCCCAUGCGAAAGCCAACUCCCAGUGCCGAUACGAACGUCCACACCAGUGCCGAUGCGAACGUCUACACCAGCGUCAGUGCAAAUGCCAACGCGAACCCCUGUGUCAUCUUCUGCCAACUGUUGCAAAUGAAACAGUCCCACAACCCCUACGUUCGUGCCGAACUCUCUUGAAGUUUUUUCUGUUCCCAUUCCAUUUUCAAACCAGUUGAGUAUCAGAACGAUAGGAAAAGGCAGCAUUCCACACACAGUGUAAACAGCGAAAGUGUGGAAAGAAGGGCACGAAGAGAAAAAAAAAAAAAAAGAAAGAAAGGCCAAACGCGGGCGUAUAAAACAGACACGCAAAAAUAAAUAAAAUAAAGUAAAAUCAAAUCAGAUCAAAUAAAAAGGGGAAAUAUAACAAACAGGACAGCCAACCAUGAAUUUAUUCAAGCAGAAGGAAAAGGCGCCAAGUUCUAUAUCUCAUAUUUUAAUAAAUAAGCAAAAGUCAAAGUUCCCCGAGCCGCUGAUCUCGAUAAGGCAACUGGAAGAGAAGGACAUAAACGAAGUGAGGCAGCUGCUGCACGACCACUUCAACUCGCUGACGCUGCCCGCAGUCAUAUACUGGUCCAUACAGCACAUUUACGACUUGCUAGUCAUCGUGGUGAUAAAUUACAUCUUCUUUUUGGAUUUAAAGAAAAUAUUUUAUUUCUUGAUUAUAUUUUUAAUAUAUUUGUACAUAAGGGCAAAGCUGGAAUUUUUAAACCAUAUAAGAAAUGACUGCCCAGAUUUGGAGAAUUUAUAUAAAAGCUACAUAAACGUGGAGGGGUGCAAUUUCUGGGUGGCCGAGGUGUUUGACAAUAAUUUUGGCUCGGCCAGCAGAACGACAUGUAGUGAUAUACACGAAAGGGAAAAGAUUCUACUGGAGCAGGAGGAACAAGAAAGGCUCUUAGGCAAUGAGAAGGGGGAACAAGAAGUCAAAAACUCCGAUGAGGAAAAUAAUAGCAAGUACUUCAAAGAUGCGUCAUCGAAAGGUGGAGCGUUCGAAAGUGGGGAAGAAUCGAAUGAGCAAAAAAUGUUACAGAAAAAUGGCUUUAACAAAGGUGAAGACAGCGGUGUAAGUCCCAACCUUUAUGAAGCGGAAAAGAAUGGGUCCUCAAAUGGGGAUGCUAGUCAAGCCACAAAUUGUGAGCAAAGUGGAACCAAAAGGAAUGUUGUCAAUAUGAUGGACCUUGAGGAGUGCACAUCGCGUAAUUACAAUGAUAUUUACUACAAGGUGGGUAAUAAUUCGCCCAGCGGUGGGGGAGGCACAGGUCCCAAUGGGGAUGCUGACGGGUUGAAUGCCUCCCAAGGGGUGGGUGACUCCUUGAAUGACACUCGAGAUGCAGACAAUACUGAUGGUACGUCCGAGGUUGGAAGCGCGAACGGUACGGACGAAAAGGGGAAGGGAAAAAAAAGUAAAGUAAAACACAGUAAAAAUGGGAAGCAUAGUAAGAAUGACCCAAAUGGCAAAUGUGACGAUGAGGAGGACAAGCAGAAGGGAAACACCACCACCUGCGACACCAACCAUGACAGCAACGGGAGUAACACCCAAACGGUGGAUCACGCCACCGAUCUGCAGAACAACCCCCCCAGUGGAAGUGAAGAAAAAACAAAACUCCUCUGCAACAUAGGCGAUAUAGCGAAUAAGGAUCUCAUCGAAAGUAGGAGGACAGUGCCAUUUCCGUUAAACGAAAUUAGGAAAAAUAUAUUCCAAUCCAAAACAAACGAUGAUGAUGAUUCCACCUUUCGUUUUGUGAACAGAAAAAUAGUUGGCUGCGUAGGAAUUGUGCCAUUCAAGGGAGACAAUUCCAUAGCACAGCUAGUCAGGAUGGUCGUAAAAAAAGACAACAGGCGAAUGAGAAUCGGAAGCAGGUUGCUAACCCAGUUGGAGAAUUUUGCACAUGAACAGAAUUACCAAGAGUUGAAAGUUUUUACAAACAAUUUGAAUACAGACAGUUUAUAUUUUGUUAAACAGAAUGGCUUUAAUUUAUCUCAAAUUGUGCGGAGGGGCCUCAUGCGGGGCGACCUCCUCAUCUGGUCGAAAAUCCUAAACAGGGACGAUUUUUACAAGUUCAACUCGUCAGGUACGAACCAGUAUGUCAAGUCGAUGAAUUUGGGGGAGUACUGA
Plasmodium vivax (malaria parasite P. vivax) is the source of this 2568-nucleotide messenger RNA. Its product is annotated as N-acetyltransferase, putative. The transcript has 2 exons. Bases 838 to 2568 code for a protein of 576 amino acids. Lineage: Eukaryota; Apicomplexa; Aconoidasida; Haemosporida; Plasmodiidae. The record is from RefSeq and is a predicted model, not a curated record. Gene Ontology annotation, molecular function: N-acetyltransferase activity.